Molecule: messenger RNA, 1877 nt
Organism: Esox lucius (northern pike)
Lineage: Eukaryota; Metazoa; Chordata; Actinopteri; Esociformes; Esocidae
Gene: elmod3
Product: ELMO/CED-12 domain containing 3
Exons: 13
Coding region: 569-1795 (408 amino acids)
Source: RefSeq, a predicted model, not a curated record
GGUUUUCUUGUUACCAUACGAAAGUUACGUCAUCGUUUGUGCUAGUGGAAAGGAUAGGGGGAAGGGAAGCUGAGAUUGGAGGGAGAGAAACUGAGAUAUCCAUGACAACCAGUUUAACAUAGAAUGGCAUGAGUGCCCCCAUUGGUUGGUCUAGGAGAAAGCACACUCCAAAUCUGCGAGACCCCCCCUCGCCACCGGUGCUUGUAAAGUUGUGGAUGUGAAGUGCCAAAAUUCUGUGUCAAAGCAAUGAGUCGUCUAGGAAAGAGAGAAGCUAUUCCAGACCGGCAGUAUCCAUGCCCAGCCCCACAGCUCCUCUAAUGGGGCAGGAUGCACAUAAACAGCAUUCAGUUAGAUCAACCUGUUGACUCUACUCUGGACUGAUUCAGAGGGAGAGGGGACGAAAGGAGACAUUUGACCGGCUGAAGUUGUGAAAAGGGACAUAACAGACAAUAUGGGGGACUUCCCAACAUAUAUUCUGACCACCACAGCCUGGCAAAUUAGGCAUUAAAAGGCAGGACAGGGUUUAUACGCUCACACAUUCCAGACUGUAGACGCACACACUCAUGCCAUGGAAGGGGAUGUUGGUGUCACAGCACACACAGGGGGUCUGAAUGGUGUGGCCCCCGAAUGUAAAGAGAGAGAGACGCUAACUACUAAUGGCCACUCUAACCACAAACCCGUGAUGAAUGGACGGAUGGCAGUUCACGCUGUCAAAGAGCACGCCAACGCUAGUUCCCGGCUCAAGUCUCUGCCUAUUUCCUCACUGAAGCAGAAUGGCCUUUUGCAGUCCCUGGCAUCAGGAGAACAGCCUCAAAGGAAAGAGGAGAGCGCGGAGGUGGAGCAGGCUCGAGAGGAGUGGGAGGCUCUAGAGAGUAUCCAACCAGUGGUCAGUGAGGAGCCCAGUCCCACCCCCCUCAUCUCCUUCAACGAGGCGCUGCAGCACUUCCAGACCACCGACUUCGGAGAGGUGCUGAAGAACAUCCAGCCCACCGUCCGCAGGACGGGCCUGGCCGCCCUUUCGCAUUUCCUGUUCGGCCCGCCACGACUUCACAGAGAAUUGCUGGAGGAGAGGGACCUGGUGUUUGCCAUAGCACAAUGUUGUUUGGAUAACAGUCAGACGGUGCACAUGCGUGUCCUACAGACCAUCUAUAAGAAGCUGACCGGUAGCAGGCUGGACUGUCCUCGCUUGGGCUCGCAUUGGGAGAGCGUGGGAUUUCAGGGUACGGACCCAGCCACAGACCUGCGCGGCACGGGUUUCCUGGGACUGAUGCACACCCUCCACCUGGUGAUGGACCCUGAGACGCUACCGCUGGCCAGAGACAUCUACAAGCUGUCCCAUCACCCCACACAGAACUUUCCAUUCUGUGUGAUGUCCAUCAACAUGACGCGCAUCGCCUUGCAUGCUCUCAGAGAAGAGGCCCUCGCUAAGGAGUGUAACCGGCGACAGCAGGUAGUGGGGGUUUUAAGUGAGUUCUAUGUUGCCACAUUCCUGCACCUCUACCAGCUAUGGAAGAGCCAGCGGAAGACCAUCUCCGACUCUGGCUUCGUCCUCAAAGAAGUGGAGCUUUUUGCCAAAAAGAACCCCAAGCAGAUGCUGCGCCGGCUCGAUGUCUUCCUGAAGGAGAGGAGGUCGGGUGGCACCCCCCGAGUAUCCCCAGACCCCACGGCCCAGCAUCCCUCACCCUGCCUGGGGGAGAGGGGGGUCAGGUCUGAGGGCACCAGGGGCAAAGAGAUGCAUUUCACUGGAGUGUGUGAGCUACCGCCAGACAUGGAGGGAGAGGCCAGGCUCAUCUGACUCAGAGAGACUGAGAGAGAGAGAGAGACUGAGAGAGAGAGAGACUGAGAGAGAGAGAGACUGAGAGAGAGAGAGACUGAGA